AUGAGGUAUCCAGAACAAUUCCCGCCACUCAGCCCGUCCUACUGCCUGAGAACUAGGAUUCCAAAAACACCCAUGAAGGGUUAUAUUGAUAAUAUAAGAAGCAAUGCUUGUCACUGGCGCGCUGCCUUGUCAUUGUCUAGUGCCUAUGCCAGUGUCUCGGAUCUCGUCGAUCUUGGCAAUCUCAAGAACCUGGUGGCCCUCGAGAUCAACCGCCGAAUUUUUGACUCGAGCUUUCCAAACAAUAUUGAAACGAGAGAUGCGAUACAACUGGAUGAUGGCGUCGUACGCAGUUGGCUUGAUGCUGCACAGUCUACAGGAUCCUUACAGAACCUACAAGUUCUGAGAAUCUAUCAGCAGAAUAGCCUUACCCACCACAUUAUUUGGAUGCUUGAAAAAUUGCCACGCCUGAAGGUUGUCGUCAUACAUCAGUGCGGAAAGUUUACACCAGAAUCCAGUCAUCCAAAAGCCAGGACUAAAGACGGAGUCAAGGUGGCAGGUUGGAAUAUUCAAAGACUGGAUUGGGUUCCCGAAGGCGCAAAGAUGGACGCAUUGAAAUAUCUGGGACCACUUUUGAAAGUCUAUGAAGAUGGGCUGAGGCUCAAAGACAUAGAACCAAAGCCAAACUCUCCCAUGUUAGACUCCAACAUCCCCAUUAUGGAAUUUGGCCUGCCUGCCCUUGCUUGCGAUGACCUUGAAAAGGAACAGAGGAGAGCGGCAUAUGCAGCAAAGUCCAUCUUUAUACUUACUCGACCGACUGGGCAAAAUGACAGAAAACGAGCACCACAAGAGAUCCAGCAGCCUCGAAACACUGGCAAGCGGAUAAUGAAGGAACGAGGAGGAAGAGAUAUGGCAGAUGUGCUAGGCGACUUUCUCGGGAUGUGA
This is a messenger RNA of Penicillium cataractarum, 882 nucleotides long. RefSeq lists its product as uncharacterized. NCBI's taxonomy places the organism in Eukaryota, Fungi, Ascomycota, Eurotiomycetes, Eurotiales, Aspergillaceae. The coding region runs from base 1 to 882 and encodes 293 amino acids. The record is from RefSeq and is a predicted model, not a curated record. The transcript has a single exon.